Molecule: messenger RNA, 657 nt
Organism: Thyridium curvatum
Lineage: Eukaryota; Fungi; Ascomycota; Sordariomycetes; Thyridiales; Thyridiaceae
Exons: 3
Coding region: 1-657 (218 amino acids)
Source: RefSeq, a predicted model, not a curated record
AUGAAGUUGGCUUCGGGUUUGGCGUGGGCAGCCGCUCUGUUGGGCUCAGCAACCGGCGUCACGGCCGCCGAUUCAGUCGUGUAUCAAGACUACGAGACGGGAUUCACCUUCUCCCAAUACAGUGCCAAGUACACGCUCCAGCAGAGCAUGGUGUUCCGUACAGCGAUACCGAGUAGCGCUCAACAAGGCCAGGCAUAUGAUAUCGUCAUCCAAAUCGUCGCGCCGAGAAAUGUUGGUUGGGCAGGCCUGGCUUGGGGCGGAUCGAUGACGAACAACCCGUUGACCGUAUUCUGGCUUAAUGGACAGACUGGUGUCGUUGCAUCUCGAUGGGCGACUGGACACACGACUCCUUCGACUUACAGUGGCGCAACCUACCAGGUAUUCAAGGCCGGGACGCAUGCCAACAAUACUCACUGGCAGGUCACGGCCAAGUGCACGGGCUGCACGUCAUUCUCGAGCUCAAGUGGUGGCCGAACAACAACCCUCAACCCGAAAGGGUCUAACCGUCUCGCCUUCGCCUACUCAUCAGGUCGACCCUCGAACCCAUCAUCUCCCACAUCCAGCUUCCCGAUCCACGACGUCACCAACUACUGGCAACAGGAUUUUUCCAGUGGCUCGAACCCUUCAUUUGACUCGCUUGUGGCCAAGAAUGGAUGA